AUGGACGGUGUGCACAACCCGCAUGACGACUUUGUCAACUCGCAAUGGGUUGAGAUUGGGAUGCAGCAGCACCAGCAGCACCAUAACCAUCAUGGACAGCAGCACCAGCACCAGCAGCAGCAGCAACAACCUGCUCCCAUACAUCCCCAGCAGCAACACCACCAGCAUCAUCAGCACCACCCUUCUCAUGACUUUGGUGCCUACGGCUUCGUGGAGUCACCGGGAUUCGUCCCCCAGGACCAGCAGUUCAGGCUUCAGGCACCUCCUGUCCCGAUAGCUCCCAACUACUUGGGUUUGUCCCAUUGGGGCCAAAAUAUGGUUCCCCCAGCUGCUUCGCACGCCCAGUUUAUGCCGUCGCCUGCAAUUGCUCCUCCCCCGGGUUCGGCGCCCUUGCCAAACAGCGUGUCGGCACAUACUACUCAGUCGACUUCAAGCCCGAGGAGAACAUUGACCGACGCGGAUAGGCGGAGAAUGUGUAUCUUUCACGAAGAGCACCCGAAUGUCAAGCAGACUGAGAUCGGAGCAAUGUUUGGGGUUGAAAGAAGUACUGUUUCCAAGGUUCUUCGACAAAAAGAGAAAUAUCUCUUCCCUGACGAUGGGAGUAGAUCGCCAGUCAAACGUUCUAAAGGGAAAUUCCCCGAUAUCGAACGAGCAUUGGCAGUAUGGGCGAAAAACACGCGGAAGCAAGGCGUUGCUCUAACAGAUAUGAUGAUACGGGAGAAGGCGAAAUUCUUUGCGUCGAGUGUUGGGAUCUCAGACAGCCAGUUCAAAGCAAAUAGUGCGGGGUGGCUGGAGAAGUUCAAACACAAAAACAACCUGCAUGCAAAUGGCCGGGGAAGAUCGGAAAGCGACGUGACAGGUGCGGGAAGAGCUGCAUCAAUAGGAUUGCUCGGGUCGCCGAGACAGGGACACGCGAGGACGGAGUCGACACCGAUGUUCAAGCAGGAGGGCGUCGGCCCUCUUGGCUCGCCGUUGAUGCGGGAGUCUAAGAGUACGGAUAGUAACCAUACUGAGUCUCCAGAAUCCUAUAUGGAAUUCGGUGGGUUUAAGCAUCAGAUGCAAACACCAGGUCCCGCUUCACCAACCUCGCCAUUCUUUUCUCCAGACGCUAGAGGGGAAAGGCUCACCAGCCCUGGAUACCCCCCGCAUGUUCGAAUUCCAGGUGUACAACGACCAAGGUCACAAACAUUUCAUGGUCUUGACUCGACAUAUAUAUCACCACCACCCUCAUCGGAGCCUCUCACUCCCAAGAUGAUAGGUCAAACCUCCCUCCAACCUUCGUCACUAGCUUCACCGCAGGAUAUGCCGCAUGACACGCCGGCCUCAUCCCACACCACGAUAUCAGGGCAGAGCGCGCCGCAGACGCCUAUGGGUCCGCCUAGCAGAGAGGAUGCCUGUAGGGCACUGGAAGUCGUCAUGUCGUUCAUGCGGCAGCAACCCGUGGGGUCCAUGUAUUCGGACGACUAUGUACUUGUAGGGAAAUUGCUAGGCAGAAUUGGCCUGGAUGGUGGGCCAAUCGACGAAAACCAUGCCGGGUUCCCCGGGAUUGCGCCCUGA
Molecule: messenger RNA, 1557 nt
Organism: Morchella importuna
Lineage: Eukaryota; Fungi; Ascomycota; Pezizomycetes; Pezizales; Morchellaceae
Exons: 4
Coding region: 1-1557 (518 amino acids)
Cellular component (GO): nucleus
Molecular function (GO): DNA binding
Source: RefSeq, a predicted model, not a curated record